GGUUCGAAUGUACGCGCGAGACAGUUCAGGCAACUAUCGGGUUUUUUCUUUCCGAAAGGGUGGGGACGUCAGUGCCAUGUAUGUUGUACAUACAUACAUAUAUUGCGAUAUGCAUAAUGACACAUUGUCGUUGGCAUGUACAAGAUUUUGUAUUGUUUGAUCGAGUCUGACGGUAUUUAAACGGCAUGAUUGGAAGACAAGAAGGAACGAUGCUCUAACGAUAUUAAAUGAAUGCGAGAGAUGUGAGGUGAAGGCUAGCAACAACGCUUGGGAAGAAAACUAGGAAGAGGAGACCGUUAGCAAAAACAAAAUUAUAGGUUACGUUGAUCGCAUUAUGGCACAAUCGACAGCAAGUGGAACCUCUUCGCGACGAUAUUUGCGGGAUCAUGAGGUGCCAUCCUCGUCACGUUAUGUGGACAGCGAGUGGGAGUCCAAAGAGGCCUUACGACAACGGGAACUUGAAGAGGCAAGAGCACGAGCAGCACAAAUGGAAAAGACAAUGCGAUGGUGGUCCGAUUGUACUGCCAAUUGGCGUGAGAAAUGGAGCAAAGUUAGGAAUGAAAGAAAUGCAGCUAGAGACGAGGCAAAGGCUUUAAGAGCAAAACUGGAAAUUGCUGUUAAAGAUGCUAAUACUUUCAAGCACGAAUUUCAAGAGUUAGAAUUGCAAAACGAGCAAUUGAAAAAAGAGAUGGAGAAAAUACACAUGAUACUGUUGAAACACGCUGGACAGUUUGAUCAACAGAUCUUUACUAUUUUAGAAUCAGAUCCGCAAUUGAAAGCUACUUUUGGAUUGGAUGAACAACUGGAAUUUUAUAAUAAUGUUGAAGCCAGCAAUAUGUUAGGUACACAAAGAGAUAUGCUAUGCUGUAAAAAUUCACACGAAGCAGCAAAUGUUGUUUCGGCUGGUCACAAUACUUUAGCAGAAAGAGACAUUGAAGAAUAUGUCUUGCAAGGUGCUGUGCCAAAACAUGCAGUAGAAUUAUAUAAAGAAAGUCCUAGUAACUCUUUAGACAAAAAUAUCACGAAACUAGUCGCGGAUAAUGCCAAAAAAGAUGGACUAGAGAAACAACAAUCGCCAUUAGAUAUGUAUAACGAAGAAUGUUUAACCCAUCAAAUGUCAGCACUGCAAUUGAAAUUGGAAGAAGCGACGAAAACUAUUUCUGUAGAAAGAGAGGAAAACAAUUCUCUACACCGGACUGUGGAAAAAUUAAAAGCUGAAGUUAAACAAUUAAGAGAGCAAUGCGAGGAAUUGUCUGAGAGUAGAACCGACGCGAUGAGAGAAUUAUCAGAAUUAAAAGAACGUUUCCAACUUGAACUUAGUGAUGAACAUAUAGCAGAUUUAAUAGAACAUACAAAUAAUGAAGAAAAUAUGGACCGCCGUUUGACAGAAUUAAGAACAGAAUUGGAGAAACUUCAAGCUGAAAAUGCAAUAGAAUGGAGUAAAAGGGAGAGAUUAGAAACUGAGAAAAUUUCUUUAGAACGAGAGAACAAGUUGCUUCGCUUAAAAUUAUCCGAAUUGCAAGAGAGAGUAGAAUCACGGCGACCACGACCAAUGUCUACAGUUGACACAGACACGAGGCAAUUGCAACAUGAAAUUCUAGUUCGCAAUAUGAUCUUGUUGGAAGUAAAGCAGUAUCAAGCAGCAUUAAAACAAUCUUUGGCAGAGAAAACAACAGAAUUGUCGCACGCGAUGAGACGAUCCGAGCAAUAUGAGGCAGAGGUGAAACGAGUGAGAGCAAGAGUCGAGGAACUAAAGAAAGAUCUGACCGCUGCUCAGGACGAGGUCGACGCUGCUACAAACAGCGUACGAAAAUUGCAACGGGUCAAUGAGGAUCUUAUGGAGCAAUUAGAAUCUGCAAACGUACAACUGGAACAUUUUAGAAAUAGCAAUAACGAAACAUGCGAAAGUUCAACGAAUGCUGAAAUAGACAUAGGAGAGCAAAAGAUUCAAGCCAAUAAUUCGAACGAAUAUAGUGAAGUCUACGAUCAGCAACAAGCUUAGUAUUCACUCGUAUUGGUAGCGAUGACGUGUUUAAGUCAGGUAACGAAAAUAGAUAAAUGAUCUCUUAGUGGGCCUAAAGUACAGGACUCGACAGAUUCUUCUCCUUUUUUUAAUUUUUUUUUAAAUUUUUACUUUGAACAAAUUGACGAACAAAUUGUAUGUCUUCAAUUGACCAUUCUGAACUGUGUGCCUAGAGUGUUUAAUGAUGAAUAUAAACCGUCAAUACUUCUAAAACGAUAUAUAUGUAAAUAUAUGUGGCUGCA
Pogonomyrmex barbatus (red harvester ant) is the source of this 2265-nucleotide messenger RNA. RefSeq names its product coiled-coil domain-containing protein 102B. The record is from RefSeq and is a predicted model, not a curated record. Lineage: Eukaryota; Metazoa; Arthropoda; Insecta; Hymenoptera; Formicidae. Gene Ontology annotation, cellular component: myosin complex.